Messenger RNA from Acanthoscelides obtectus, 4120 nucleotides. The record is from the annotation of a GenBank genome assembly. Lineage: Eukaryota; Metazoa; Arthropoda; Insecta; Coleoptera; Chrysomelidae.
AUGACGAGUUUAACGCUCCUCCCAUUUCGCAAGGGGUUGGGCGAACCGAGGCGGAGUGUCUCUGAUGUCCCGGAUCGUGCCCUCCCCGGACUGGUUCAUCGGGAUCGACAGCUUCGACCUCUGCGUCAACGGGAAUUGGCUCGACAGCAUCACCAUAGAGGUGGACCCAGUAGACGCAGGUACCGACAACGGAUUCACAUUCACCGCCCCGAACUGGCCGACCGAACCGCAAGGAGAAGCGUACAAAAUCACCGCCCAUUACCCCGCGCACCCGGCAGGUUCCUUCUUUUACCCUUACCUGAAGAGGCUACCACCCAUCGCCACCUUCCAGUGAAAGAAUAUGAACUGAGCGAAGUAUUCCAUCACGCUGAAGAUGACCACAACUACGAACUGAUGAGAGCUGAUCAACAGAACACAAUAAGUGUGAUGAAUGGUAACAGUGACCUGGAAACGGCAAUACAGGAAGAAAGAGAAGAACAGGAGAGGCAUCCUAACAAACCUAAGCCAAGACCUAGAGGGAAUCUGAAAGCUUUCACAGUGUCGACACCUUAUAGCACCACUACGAGGUCGAAAUAUAUUACUGAAUCUGAGAGGCUAGAAAAUACGAUAAAUAAGAGCGAUGCGUCCUUAUCAGUGACGUCACCAGCAAUUCCUGCAGUUGUGCCACGUGGCGACAAAGACGCCAUCAUGAACAGUAUCGCCGACUCCUACUUAGCACACAAAGAACACAUCAAGCGCAAGAAAUACAGAAAAAACAGGAAGCCAUACCCCAAAAAAAUUCGUCCGCCUAGAGACUGCCGCGUGUCAGAAUGGUCCGAAUGGUCGAUGUGCAGCAAAUCAUGUGGCAUUGGAGAGAUGCAAAGGCGCAGGGAAGUAGUCAAACAUGCCAGGAGGGGGGGCAGAAUGUGCCCCCCGUUGGUCGAGACCAAAUGGUGUGGCUCUGCCAGAUCAUGCAACAAAGAGUAUUUCAGCUGGUAGACCACCAAAGGACCUAUUGGAAGUGUGAGUGAGUGUCAGUGCUUGAAGUCACGUGAAGUGUUCUGACAUAUUUGUGUACAGCACCAAUGGAUUAAGUCUGCAGUGCAACAAGCAAUCAGUUCUCCUCCUUUUCUAUCGCUAGGUUGCUGUUACGACAAGAUCAUGCCAAUUUAGUGGCAAUCAUAGACUUCCGGUCCUAGUCGAAUCUGUUCAUUGUGAUGAUGUGUCGUAUAUUUCGGUACCAUGGUUGAACAAACAAACCGAUGUCAGAAUGCAGUUUUUGUAAAAUCCAUACUCAGCAACUUGCACUAUAUGAGAUUUAUUUAUCUUGCACAUUGAAUUCUAUGAUCAACUAGCAAAGAAGUUUACACAGAUAAAUAUGUUCUUAAUACUCGGUCACAGUAAGAAUGCUGAUCGAGGAGGUGUUUUUGCUUUCAAAAUACUUGGGAAACUCCCAACUAAGCAUACUUGUUUUUUUCGCAAUUUUUCAGUGAGCAGAUUCGACUCGUAUGAAGAAACAAUAUAAGUUGUCAUCAAUGUUAUUUUAAGAUACGCGAUGUUGAGGUGACACAUCAAAAAUAUAUUGACAUUACCCAAAUGUCCCUGCGUUUAGCUGUAUAAUACACACUAUCAUGAGUAUUUCUAACGAUAAUAACUAUUUUAUAAGGAGAGACAAUCGAAUUUUCUAGUACUUGAGAAAAUUGAAAAUACUGCCUGAAAGAUAUUUUAGUACCAUCGGUAUUCAUAUUGUACGACAGUUUGGACAAAAAUUGUUGACUUUCUGAAUCGUAAAUGUAGGAAGAAUCUUAGACAUCAAUACUAUAGUUUUACCACUAUGAAGAUGUUACAGACAGUGAAUCGUGUUAUAAUAUAUUUUGUGUGUGAUACAUCUUACUUCAAAAGUCCAAGUAACGCUUUUCUAACAACAAAAUAGGCUUCGAGAAUAUAAUUAUCUAAAUAGAUAAUCAAAAAUUAUGAGGACUCAAACUUAAUAAGUUUCGAAUAAUACGCAAUGUGAAAAUCUUUAGCAAUCCACCAAAUUUCUGUUACUGUCAUAAUGGCUCAAAAUUUUUUAGCUUUCUCGAAUUUCCAUUUCCAAAACUUUGAUGUUUUUGAAUUUUUAUAUACAUUAUUACCUAAGAAUUCGGUUAGCUAUAAUUGUGUUUUUCACUUAUUUAAUUUUGCUCCGAAUUGCGUAUUUAUUCGUACUUUUAAGAAAAGCGUUACAUUAGCAGUUAAAUUUUUAUCAAAACUGCUACUAAAACUUAUCCCUAAACUUAAGUCUAAACUAAGUGAGUUUUGACUUCCAAAUAUAUUUACAUGACGGUUUCAUCAUUACGAUGUAAUAAAGCUCUUUGGCUUUUUCGUAUGUUGAACCGAAACUUAUGUUUUGUAAAUAUUUUAAAAUAGGUACAAAAUGGUAGAGUUAGCACAAAUUGUCAAUGAGAAUUUUUAUGAAACAACCAUUUAUAUAUGUAGAGCUGUUAAGGAUGUUGUGUUCUGUUAAUCUUAAUAAAAAUAUUUCCGUUGCAUGAUGAGAUAUUUUUUAACAUUAAAACGGUUGCAAACGUACCAGGCCGUACAAGCUAAUAGAAAAAAUAUCAGUUAAAAUAAUAACAAUAUAUACAUCAAAGGACUGCUAAGUUAUCUUCUACUAGAAAAGUAUCUACAGGAUGUCCCAGCCUAAAUAUAUCGAAAACUGUGCAAUCCAGAAACUAAAUGUUCAACAAAGUUUAUAGGGUUUCGAAGGAGCAACAUGAUGAUGAUGGCCUUGACAAUAACAUUGAACACUACUUUCAAGAUCAUUUCAAGGUCAAUUACAUAUUUUCAAAUAGAAUCCCCUUUUUUCGCAUCGAAAUUGAAAAGAUGAGUAAAACUCACGUCCGAAUAUCAUCUUGACCAUGACGUUGUGUAUGACCUUCAAAACCACUUCAAGGUUCAAUCAAGGCAUCGAAAACAGUUUGCUCUAUCAAAAAUGCUCACACUGCAAAGCACAGUUGAGAGGCUUCUGGCGGUCAUCCAAAGGUGACCUUGAACAAGACUUCAAAGUCAAGUCAAAAUUUUCAAAAGAAGCGUCUCAUUUUCUUAGUGGAGAUGGAAGGAGCAGGACAUUUGCGUCCGAAUUGACCUUGACCUCAAAUAACAUUUACAUUGAGACAACCUUGUCUUCGAGGUCUAACAGCUCACAUUCGAGCGUAACAUUUCAUUAUUUUCCCAUUUCCCGUGUAUAAAUGAGAGGUCAUGCCCAUUGAUAAGGGCAUAAUUAAAGUCAUAGUCAGGGACAUGGUCAAAGCCAUGGUCAAGGUCAUGGUCCAUCAAGGUCAUGGUCAAGGUUAUGAUCAAGACACAUUUGAGUGAUCCCCUACUGUGCUGUCGAACAUUGUUUGUUAGAGAUAUUAUUUUCAACGACUUGAUUAAAUCUCGAAAUGUCAAUGUCAUAUUGAUGGUCACAUUGGAUGUGGAAUUUGCUCCUCUUCCCGAUUCCGUGCGUACUUUUAGAAAUAUGUAGGUGGGGAAAUUAAAAUGGGACAUCCUGGGAAAAUACGAUUAUAGUAUAAUGUUAUAAUGUUGCAAUAAAUAUAAGAUUAUAUAACUUGAACAUUCUGUACUUUUGCAGCUCUUUAAGAUUCAUUUUGAAAAAUCCAUUAUGCAACCUCUGUAAGUCUUCUCCUUUUCAUGUGUUUACUCAAAACGAAAGGCAUUCUAAUAAGAAAAAACAAAAAAAUCGAUACUCUUACAACGUGCAAGACAAAGUAUGUUUAACUGUUAGAAUGUUUCAAUCAGUGUCGCUCUGUGUAAACCAAAAAUAACUUCUUGAUAUAUAAGAUAAUUUUAUAUUCGCUGAUGUGAGUUGUAUAUGUAUGUAUAUGUAAUGUACUGACAUACCAGGUGAUUCAAAAGAAAUAUAUAAAAUAAGGAAAAAUGAUUGUGUAUUUCGUACUUAUGUACAUUUAACCAUUUUUUCUUAUUUAUAUUAAAAUAAUCAGUUCAUUAGGGGUUGUGGUUAGUUUUGAGUCACCAAGUAUUUAAUCUUAUUUGGUUUUCACAUACAUCUCCGACUAAUGUGUACUAUAUGUAAUAUAUUUUUUCGUUUAAUUUACAUCAUCUUUGGCUCAUGUAUUCAAUGAAAAAUCAGUAAACG